This is a messenger RNA of Myripristis murdjan (pinecone soldierfish), 499 nucleotides long. RefSeq names its product histone H3. NCBI's taxonomy places the organism in Eukaryota, Metazoa, Chordata, Actinopteri, Holocentriformes, Holocentridae. Gene Ontology annotation, molecular function: protein heterodimerization activity; structural constituent of chromatin; DNA binding. Gene Ontology annotation, cellular component: nucleosome. The record is from RefSeq and is a predicted model, not a curated record. The transcript has a single exon. Bases 20 to 430 code for a protein of 136 amino acids.
AGCUGUUUUAGUGUGAGCGAUGGCCCGAACCAAGCAGACCGCCCGUAAAUCCACCGGAGGCAAAGCCCCUAGAAAGCAGCUGGCCACCAAGGCGGCCAGGAAGAGCGCCCCGGCCACCGGCGGCGUCAAGAAGCCUCACCGCUACCGGCCCGGCACCGUGGCUCUCAGGGAGAUCCGCCGCUACCAGAAAUCUACCGAGCUGCUCAUCCGCAAACUGCCCUUCCAGCGCCUCGUCCGAGAGAUCGCUCAGGACUUCAAGACCGACCUGCGCUUCCAGAGCUCGGCCGUCAUGGCUCUGCAGGAGGCCAGCGAGGCUUACCUGGUCGGCCUGUUCGAGGACACCAACCUGUGCGCCAUCCACGCCAAGAGAGUCACCAUCAUGCCCAAAGACAUCCAGCUGGCCCGCCGCAUCCGCGGAGAGAGGGCUUAGUCCAAGCCGGGGAACAUAACACAACCAAAGGCUCUUUUAAGAGCCACACACUCGGUUACAAUACAGUUG